AGCAACACAUCAAACUACAUACACACUUACUUUCCUCUUUACUAUAGGCCUCGAGCUGAGACAUGUCUACUCCAGUAAUCCCUGAGCUCAUUCUUCAAUCCUCUUCCGGCCAACGGAGGAUGCCGGUGAUAGGUCUCGGCACCGCGCCAGAGGCUGCGAGCAAAGUAAGCACAAAAGACGCAGUGGUUGAGGCCAUCAAGCAAGGAUACCGGCAUUUUGAUGCAGCUGCAGCAUAUGGGGUUGAACAAUCAGUUGGUGAAGCCAUAAAAGAAGCACUUCAACUUGGACUUAUCAAGUCCAGAGAUGAACUCUUCAUAACUUCCAAACUCUGGGUCACUGACAAUCAUCCUCACCUUAUUGUUCCUGCUCUCAGAAAAUCACUUAGCACGCUUCAACUAGAAUACUUGGACCUGUUUCUGAUCCACUGGCCCGUAAGUGCGAAACCAGGGAAGGUUACAUAUCCCAUUGAACAAUCAGAACUGGUGCCGUUUGACAUGAAGGGUGUGUGGGCAGCCAUGGAAGAAUGCCAGAAACUUGGCUUAACCAAAGCUAUUGGGGUCAGUAACUUCUCUUGCAAGAAGCUUCAGAACUUGCUCUCUUUUGCUACCAUCCCUCCAGCAGUCAAUCAGGUGGAGAUGAACCUUGCUUGGCAACAAAAGAAGCUCAGAGACUUGUGUAAGGCAAAUGGAAUUGCCUUAACUGCAUUCUCUCCAUUGAGGAAAGGAGUGAGUAGGGGAGCUAACAUAGUUCUUGACAACGACGUCGUCAAAGAGAUUGCAGAUGCUCACGGCAAGACUAUUGCUCAGGUUUGUCUUAGAUGGAUAUACGAGCAAGGAGUGAGCUUUGUGGUUAAGAGCUAUGACAAAGAGAGGAUGAAGCAAAACUUGCAGAUCUUCGAUUGGUCACUGACAGAAGAUGAUUACAGGAAAAUCAGUGAAAUCACUCAAGAAAGACUCAUCAAAGGACCAACCAAGCCUCUUCUUGAUGAUCUUUGGGAUGAUGAGCAGUAACUAGCUAGGAUGGAUGAUUUAUAUGUUAUAAUAAUAGUAUACUUUAAAUUGUGAACAGACUUUAUGUGCCGUAUAGUUUGUGGUGGUAAAAUGGUCUACAAUUAAUAAUUUUGGCAGUGCCACUGCUCCGGUUAUAGGUUUCUUGUUGAUGUCAAAGAAAUAAUGUAAUAUUCUACAUGCGUUAAAUAAAGCUUGAGUUCAUAUAUAAAUAUGCAUGUUUUGGUUGAAAAA
Molecule: messenger RNA, 1241 nt
Organism: Prosopis cineraria
Lineage: Eukaryota; Viridiplantae; Streptophyta; Magnoliopsida; Fabales; Fabaceae
Product: NAD(P)H-dependent 6'-deoxychalcone synthase-like
Exons: 4
Coding region: 63-1010 (315 amino acids)
Cellular component (GO): cytosol
Molecular function (GO): aldose reductase (NADPH) activity
Source: RefSeq, a predicted model, not a curated record